This is a messenger RNA of Hydra vulgaris (swiftwater hydra), 1466 nucleotides long. RefSeq names its product p21-activated protein kinase-interacting protein 1-like. Gene Ontology annotation, molecular function: protein binding. The record is from RefSeq and is a predicted model, not a curated record. Lineage: Eukaryota; Metazoa; Cnidaria; Hydrozoa; Anthoathecata; Hydridae.
GACUUUAUUAUAGUCUUAGACUUUAUACUUCGGUUCAAGUUUUUUUCACAUCAAUUUGACUUCAACUUGGUUUUCCCGUAAUAUAGUUUGGGACGCCGAUUUAGUGUUUUUGUUAUUGUGUUUCAUUAAAAUGGAAGUCAUCGUGGGUACUUACAACCAUGUGCUUUUUGGAUUUAAGUUUGUUCUAAACGAAGAAAGUGAUCAUUGGAAUUUUGAACCUCUUUUCACUGAUCAAGGACAUGCAGGAUACAUCAAAACAGUUGCCACUGGUGGUCGGUACUUAGCUUCUGGAGGGAGUGAUGAAACAAUUAGACUUUUUGAUAUGAAAAAACAUGUUGAACUGGGAACUUUAAUGCAACAGAGUGGAUCAGUAACUAGCAUAAAUUUUUUUGGAUCUCAACAUAUGCUCAGUGCUAGUGAGGAUGGUACAAUAUGUAUAUGGAAAUGUAAAUCAUGGGAGUGUGAGAAGGUUUUAAAAGGACACAGAGGACCUGUACUAUCUAUUUCAAUUCAUCCAACUGGUCGACUCGCUCUUUCAGUUUCAAAAGAUAAAAGUAUAAAAACAUGGAAUCUUCUAACUGGAAGACCAGCAUAUACCACUAGUAUUAAAGAAGUUGGAGAAAUUAUUCGUUGGUCACCUAGUGGAGAUAGUUAUGCUGUUGUGGUUGGUUGCAAACUGACUGUUAAUAAAAUUACUGGAAUUGACGAACCACAUAUAUACACAUGUGAAAAGUACAUUUUGGCUAUAGAAUAUCUGACUGACUCUAUAAUUAUGCUUGCAGGCGAGUUUAAUGAUAUUAUUAUUUAUAAUUUUCAAAAAUCGUCUGUUUUGCAAAAACUUUGUGGACAUAAAGUCAGAGUAAAAGGAGUUGCUAUUGGAGAUCAAGAUGACAAGAAAAUCUUCAUAUUUACAGUUUCAUCAGAUGGAAAUAUUAAAGCAUGGUGCUUGAAUAAAGAAAAUUACGAGGAUCAUUCUUUGCUGGCAAGUAUUGAUUUACCUGGAAGGCCCACAUGUAUAACUGUAAAGCAAUCCGUGUCUUUGAAGUUACAAAAUAAAGUUACUAACGAGAUAACAAAUGAAUCAAAUGAAACAUAUAAAAAACAGAAGUUAAAAUUAGAUCAGAAAAAUGUUAUUACUGAAAAUGAUGUAGAAGUUAAACAUAGUAAAAAAAAAACGAAAAAAGAAACUGGUAGCAACAAAAAAGAAACUGAUAUUCCAAAAAAGCGACUUAAAAAUAAAACAUGACAAGUAUUAAAGGUUUAAUAGGACCUUUUUCACCAAGCGCUUCGAAAAAUUGAAUUUCUUCUUUUUCGUCGAUUCCUGCAUCUAUAAAGACCAGUGUUGGGGGAUAAUUUGAUAAUAUAAAUUAUAUUACUUUUAAAUAUACUAUUGAUAUUAUUGUAUUAAGUUGGAAAAGUAAAAGUAUGUUAAUUGAUUUUUUUAAAGUAAAUCAGAAUUGGUUUUA